Messenger RNA from Drosophila takahashii, 1092 nucleotides. RefSeq lists its product as uncharacterized. The record is from RefSeq and is a predicted model, not a curated record. Lineage: Eukaryota; Metazoa; Arthropoda; Insecta; Diptera; Drosophilidae. Gene Ontology annotation, cellular component: plasma membrane. Gene Ontology annotation, biological process: septate junction assembly.
UUCAGGUUACAACAGUUGUCGUUGGCGUGUCGUCGGUUUCAGAGCGUUUCGAAAACUCAAUUUCCGCUCUAAGUCGCAGUUGGAACUGAAAUAUCAAAAACUAUCUAGCGCGCGUGAAAAAAUUCAUUAAUUUAUUUGUGUACUUUGUGUGAGAUAUAACUGACAAGCUAACCUUAAACAUUUGGCUGCACUUGUGUUCCGCACCUCUCUGCAAUCUCAACAAAAAGCUAAAAAAUAAAUCUCACGCGUCGAAAUGUCGCCGGCUGAUGAUAAUUCCUUUGCCACAACCCAGGGCAACAAAAAGGCCACCUACACGCUGAUAUGCAUCAAAAUUGUGGAACUGUGCCUGCUAAUAUGCUGCCUAGGUCUGAUCGAUGAGCCGGCCACCAAUUCUCAUCUGCGGGUGUUCAUUACACCCCGAGUGGCUGCCCUUUGCUAUGUGACCUUUGGUGCCCUGACUAUUUACACUGCGAUCUAUCUGAUAAUGGCGCUUUUUGGUGAUCUGACCCCCUGGCGAACGGCUACUUUGUGGAACCUGACGGCCUUCGUGCUGUUUGUGGCCGUGACCGCUCUGCUCUUCCGGGAUUGGUCGACCACCAAGGAUCGCAACUACUGGCACCCGAAUAUGCAUCGCUUGGAUCUCGUGAUGGCUUCGGCCUCCAUCGCCUUGGUCACCUCGCUGGUCUUCCUGUUGGACAUUCUCAUCACCAUCCGUUUCGGCGUCCACGGCGAUCUGGAUUGACAUGGUCGAUCCCGUGAGGUUUGGCGGAACAGAGGUAUCCACUCGAUUCUCGCCCAGAGUGGACUGUAAUAUUUAUAGCUCCAACUUAGAUGUAAGAGCCCGUUCACAUCCCCGUCUCCCAGCUAAUUGUAAUCCCACGAGAAAACAUCUGAAUUGCCAUCAUCGAAUCGAAAAUGUACAAAAACGACGUCCGAGGAGGUUUAAAGUUCUUAUCGCAUCGGCUGCCCUGUUUUGUUUUUUUUUAUAAGCUUAGUACAUCGAGCAUCACGAACGUUUUAUCUAAUCCAAUUAAUAUCUAAGAUCCAACACGAAUAAAUUUUGUACGAGCGAAUAUUUUCACAAAUCAAAAA